AUGGCAAAGCUGCAAACUCUGAUCAUGUGCGACAUAUUGCAGAUGGAUCCGACAAUGUUUGCUGCGCUCAAAAACACUGCACAAGCGGUGGGAAGUAGAAAAGAGGCUGAUGUAGGGAUGCAGAUCGUCGCCGUUGGGAACUUUUUCCAGCUGCCUCCUGGAUCUGCGGAUGUUGCGGCUCCAGACUACGCCUUCAGCCAUACUCUAUGGAGUGCCACUUUUUCCGGCCAACUGGAUGGAGAUUUCUCAGGGGACUCUUGCAAACCAAGUUCGCUCGCAGAGCUUGUCGGCAUGCUGAAUCAGGCGCGAACAGAAAAGCUGCCUGCACAAGGCAAGAGGUGUACAGGUGUGUUGGGUCGUCCUAUACCAACGACCAAGAGUGUGGAUCUCGACUCAGCUCAAAACACUCGCAAGGAAUGGAGUUUGCUACAAAACUCGAGAUUAGGCAGAUAUAGCCAAAGUAUCCCUCCGGAAGUUGUCGAGUUGAAGACGGGCAAGGCUGUGGGCAUUCAACUCAACGGAAUACGCGCUCCAAAGCUGAGCAUUGGAACCGUGGUCGAUUUCUUCACAGCUCUUGGACCAAAAAGCCCGAGGCAUUGCGUCGCAGGAUCCCCCACUCGAGCGUACAGUGUUUGGAUGUCAAGUUCGAAAUCGGGUCAAAGCACUGCCCCAGUACUCAGGAAUAUCCCGUUUGAACUUGGUUCGGCUAGCUUGGUUGGCGCAAGAACUGCAAUCCUCGAACUGUGCACUAAGAAUAAAGAUCAACGAACAGGUUCUACUACGGCCUUGCCUCUCAAUGGCCUCUAUAAUCGGGUUUCAAACGAUUUUGCCGGGAACACUAUCCUACUCGAAAAGCCGUUUCGUGGCGUAGAAAAACAACCCCUCGGUCGGGGUGCUGAGUUGAGUGCCUCAAGCGCUUGUGGGCUUGUGCAGGUCAACGACUACCGUCGGUCAAUGGAUUCGCCGGAUAAAGGGACAGGCGUUCGCGCCUACUUCAGGCGCAAGAAAAACAAAAUCAUAGCAAAACUUACGACCGGCAGCGCAUCGAGUCUUUCCACUUCCAUACCUUCCGUUCACCCUGAUACUCAGUCUUCGCCCGCGGAACCAGCCGCCUCUCAGUCACGUUCUACCGUUGAUGAUGCGGUGCCCUCCAACGGCCCGUUGCGACACUCAGACACAGAUCAACUGCCGAUCGCAACCAAUCCUCUCGAAGGCCCCGACGCGGCUACAGACACCGCGGCCGUCAGCGUUCCUCGGCCAAUCACUCCUGCGCCUUCAGCCAUACGAGCCCUGACCGGUACGCUAAAAACAUUGCAUAGCGCAGCGCAGGUUUUUCCGCCUCUACACGCUGCGAUUGGAGGACUUUUAGCCUCCGUCGAGCACAUGGAGCUGAGCUCUAAGAAUCAUAGCGAAAUGGAGGCAUUGGCAACACGGCUAUCAUCGCUCGCCGAGUGGCUCCAACAGCAUAAACAAGAGGCCAAGUCGACAGAGGUUUCGGAGUUCCUUGAAAGAAUCGCAACGUCAAUGGAAAAGCAAGUGGCAGCCAUCCGCAGCAAGCAGAACGACCGAACAGCAAGAUACCUCAGGAACGCGGAACAGGAUGAGGAGGAGAUACUACAAGCGUAUAGGCACAUAGCGGACAUCCUGGAGAAGAUCAAGACCGAAGCGAGCUUGAACACGUGGGAUGCAGUCGAAGCACAGCGCACGGACUCUCGCCUCGCCGGUUUGUCACCUGUAGACUCGGCGAUCUACAACUCACUGCUGUCCUAUGAUGUGAAUCGUCGAGCAUGCACUCCGAACACUCGGUCGAAGAUCUUGCUCGAGCUCGAUCAGUGGUCGGUCGAUGGAAACAAGCCCAAUGUCUACUGGAUGAACGGAAUGGCCGGCACAGGCAAGACAACCAUCGCAUACACCUUUGCCCAGUGUCUUGAAGAUCGCGGUGAACUCGGGGCCAGUUUCUUCUGCACCCGCACAUCUGAGGAAUGUCAAAACGUGGGAAGAAUCAUACCGACUAUCGCCUGUCAGCUGGCACAGCGUUUACCUUCUUUUCGAUCAGCGUUGCGGGGGGCUCUGGAGCAGCAGCCGAACAUCAAGUCACAGUCGAUCGACAGGCAGUGUGAGCGACUGAUCAAGGAGCCGCUAUCAAGAAUGAAGACCGGGAUGACAAAAGGGCUUGUGGUCGUGAUCGAUGCGCUCGAUGAAUGCAGCAACACGAACGGCGUGCGAACGAUCCUUGACGUACUUUUCAGAGUCACUCCCGACUUGCCUCUCAAGUUUUUCGUCACCAGCCGACCCGAGCCGGACAUCCGCCAAAGGAUCGAGGCGCAGUCUGACCGCAACCGGUCGAUGUGCGUGCUACACGAGAUCGAAAAGUCGCUAGUGGAAGCAGACAUCGAGCUAUACCUUCGUGACGAACUUCGCAACGGCGUCUCUGAGCAUGAUCUGAUCAAACUCGCCAAGCUCUCCGGAAACCUGUUCAUAUAUGCAGCCACGGCAAUUCGGUACAUUCGGAGAAGAGGCACGAUGGUGGAUCAAGACCGGCUUGAGGCGAUCCUAAAAUCGUCUUCGAAGUUGGCCAACCGACACGCAGACAUUGACAAGCUAUAUGCUACGAUUCUGGAUGCGGCAGUCCACGACUCGAACCUGGAUCAGGAGGAGCAAGACCAGACACGGGCAAUAGUUUGGACAGCAAUUUGCGCACGAGAGCCGAUCGACGUCGAUACGCUUGGAGCUCUGACGGGGAUCAAAGCGACAAAGGCUGACAUACUGCUGCAGUCUCUAUAUUCGGUGCUGCACGUGUCACAAGCGACUGGGACGAUCACGACGCUACACGCAUCGUUCCCCGACUUUAUGUUUGACAAGGCGCGGUCGAUCAAGUUCUACUGCGACGAAGGGAAGCACAGUCAGCUGCUCGCCGAACGGUGCUUCGAGGUGAUGCAAGACCAGCUGCGAUUCAACAUCUGUGGUCUAGAGACGUCGUUCAUACCCGAUAGAGAAGUGCAAGACCUGGAAGCUCGGAUAGCAAAGUCAAUCUCGCCAACGCUGGCGUACGUAGCGCACCAUUGGGGAGAUCAUGUAGUCAAGAGCACGCCAUGUGAGAUGGUGCGGAAAGGGCUGGAAGAUUUCCUGUCAUACCGGCUGCUUUUCUGGAUGGAGGUAGUGAGCCUGAAGCGUGCGCUGGACAAAGGGAUAGGCAUGCUAUCGGCGCUCAAGGCAUGGCUGACGGCCGAAGACGCAUCAUCAGAUGUGAGCAAGCUACUGAACGACUCGUGGAUCUUCGUAUCAAAGUAUGCUGCCGGGUCGGUUUCGCAGUCGACACCGCAUAUAUACAUCUCGGCGUUGGCAUUCUGCCAUCACUCAAGCUCGGUAUACGAGCAGUACUGGGGUCGUACUCGGGGGCUUCUGAGGCUGGAAGGGUCUGCGAUGGAACAAAGUUCAACGGCGCUACUUGCAAUAUGGCAGAUGCCCUCGGAGGCCGUCUCACUGGCGUUCUCUCCUGAUGGGUCUCGAUUUGCAAUUGGAUUUGAAGAUGGCACAGUACAUAUACUUCAUGCGCACAAUGGAACAGUGGCUCUUGGCCCCCUCGAGGGACACACCAAUUGGGUAACAUCCUUAGCAUAUUCCCCUGACGGACUGCUGCUUGUCUCUGGCUCUUGCGACGCUACAAUGCUUGUGCGAGACGCGCAGACAGGCAGUUGCAUAUAUGACGUCAUCACAGGGCAUGAAAGCGUAGUGAUGUCAGUAUCGUUCUCACCCGACGGCAAGCACAUCCUCUCAGGGUCCAAUGACCAGACAACGCGGAUGUGGGACAGUGGCAACGGCAGUCUGAUACCCAACUCCAUCAAACGCCAUCCUCAUGAAGUCCUCUGCACGGCAUUCUCUCCUGAUGGCAAGCUUAUCGCAUGUGGCUUGCGGAGCAAUAAGUCUCCUAUUGUUGUUUACGACGCAUCCACCAGCGAGUUACUCCCUUUUCCAUUCGAUGCCCAUCAAUCCCCGGUCUAUUCAAUCGCCUUUUCGACAAACAGCAAGCACCUUGUCACUGGCAAUAUUUCCGGUGAAUUGCGCGUCUGGAGCCACCAGGACGGCACCCUCACACACUCCCUACCCAGAGUACACAACAGCUCGAUUGCAUCCAUUGGGUUUUCGCCACUCGGAGACAAACUCGUCACUGGCUCUUAUGAUAGGUGCGUGUAUAUAUGGGAUGUAAAGACCGGCUACUCCAACCCUUGCCUACUUGGCAUACACAACGAUUAUGUUUUCUCCGUUGCGUUCUCACCCGACGGCACACGAGUCGCAUCAUGCUCAUAUGACUGCACCGUCAAGAUGUGGAAUGCACUGCACUCGACAUCAUCUCAUGCCUCACGCUCAAACACACCAACCAAGGGUGUCUGGUCGGUUGCGAUCUCGCCUGAUGGGUCACGCAUCGCCGCAGCGGGUGAAGACAAAGCAAUCUACAUGUUCAACACACACGAUGGCACUUCCGCUCUCCAGCCACUUGUCGCACACACGGGGACGAUCUACUCGGUUGCGUUCUCACUCAACGGCAGGUACCUCGCCUCUGGUGGCCACGACCAAUGCAUAUGUCUAUGGGAUGCCACAAGCGGCAAGCUGCUAUCCGGUCCACUUCAAGGGCACGAGAGAAUGAUACGGUCAGUGUCGUUUUCACCCGAUAGCAGGCACGUUGUUUCUGCCUCGACGGACAAGACCAUACGCAUGUGGGAUGUGGAUGAGGAGACUCUGACGCCCACAGACCUGGUUGGAACGCACGACAACGAGGUCAACUCAGCGGCAUUCUUCCUCGACGGCAAGCAUAUCGUUUCUGGGUGUGCCGACAGGAAGAUCCGGAUGUGGGACUCGCAGACGCUAUCACUCGUGUUCGAUCAGUUUGGGUCGCAGCAGCAUGAAGCGCGUAUCUGGUCGGUGACGUUCUCGCCUGAUGGCAGACUCAUUGCUUCUGGGUCCGUGGAUGGCGUGAUUUGCAUCUUUGACUCGCACAGUGGCAAGUUGGUCCUCGGUCCUCUCAACGCACAUCAGGAUCCGGUGAUGUCAGUUGUGUUCACACUCAACAGCAAUCACAUCGUAUCUGGCUCGGUUGAUCGAAGCGUUCGAGUGUGGAGGGUGGAAGAUGGGGCUCCUGCAUGUGAGCCACUUCAAGGACAUCGAUAUGGGAUCAACUCGGUGGCAUGUUCGCCCGACGGUGCAUAUAUUGUCUCAGGUUCGGAUGACGCGACGAUUCGAGUAUGGAAGGCACCAGGAAGGGGCGCUGUAUCCGACAUAUCCCGAUCUGCCUCUUCGACCUCAGACCAGAGGAAGCCCCUUAGGCCGAUUGCUGGUGGACUGAAGAUCGAUAGAGAUGGGUGGGCACGCAACCACGACUCGCAGCUAGUUUUCUGGGUUCCAUCGGAUAUGACCAUGCUCUUUCCUCGCCUCGAGACCGUUUACAACAUCGGGCCUGAAGGCACGUGUCGAGCGGAGUAUAGUGAGCGUUUGCUACUUGGGGACGAGUGGCACGGAUGUUUUGUGCGCUGA
Rhizoctonia solani is the source of this 5529-nucleotide messenger RNA. Its product is annotated as peptidase C14. The transcript has 18 exons. Lineage: Eukaryota; Fungi; Basidiomycota; Agaricomycetes; Cantharellales; Ceratobasidiaceae. Bases 1 to 5529 code for a protein of 1842 amino acids. Gene Ontology annotation, molecular function: protein binding. The record is from RefSeq and is a predicted model, not a curated record.